Daphnia pulicaria is the source of this 1304-nucleotide messenger RNA. RefSeq names its product monoglyceride lipase-like. The transcript has 6 exons. The coding region runs from base 339 to 1262 and encodes 307 amino acids. Gene Ontology annotation, molecular function: lipase activity. The record is from RefSeq and is a predicted model, not a curated record. NCBI's taxonomy places the organism in Eukaryota, Metazoa, Arthropoda, Branchiopoda, Diplostraca, Daphniidae. Gene Ontology annotation, cellular component: membrane.
GGUAGCAUCAGUCAAAACAAGUCCGAGACAUGCUAGCACUCCGACACAUUUAUCUCGUGCAUAGUAGUAAACGCAAGGCGAAAGGGAAAUAAGAAAGAACGGAACCGUCGGUGCCGACAGCCAGAGAAGAAAAAACUCUCCUUGCCUUUUCCCAUUCGCCCAAAAUUAUUAGAUACACGCAGAGGCAGCCAGUCAGCAGCAGGACAGUCGUUAUCGAACCAUUACAGGUGGGAGACGUGUCUUAAGUUAUUCUAGAAGCCAGCGCAACCACCGCAGAAAUUUUUACUUUUGAAUUCAUUCUGUGUAAAUUUCUCCACUGAAUCUAACCAAAUUUUGAAAUGACUCAAGUCUCCCAAAGUGACGACAUGGUCAGCAGUAAGAAAUCAACCAACGGUGGCGGACAUCACACGAAUCCAGUGCCAGAGCAAUUGCGGAUCAAAUGCGGGAAGAAACUCCACUGCCGGUACUGGGAGCCCACCGUAUCGCCCAGAGGUUUGGUCAUGCUGAUCCACGGAUUAGCAGAACAUUUGGGAUGUUAUGAAGAGCUGGGAUGCCGGAUGGCCGCCGAGAAUUUCCUGGCAUUCGGUCACGAUCACCUUGGACACGGAAUGAGCGAUGGGCACCGCGUUCACGUCGAGUCGAUAGACGACUACGUCAAUGACAUCCUCAAUCACAUCCAGCUGAUGCGCGAAGAGCAUCCGCAGAUCCCAAUCUUCGCUGUCGGACACUCGAUGGGUGGAAUGAUUCUCCUGUCGGCUGCAUUGAAGGAGCCAACGGCAUUCGAUGGAGUCGUCUUGAUGGGACCGCUGAUUCACAUCGAUCCGAACCUCGCUUCGCCUGUCAAACUCUGGGCCGCCCGAUUGCUUAGCCGUGUCACUCCUCACCUUGCGGUGAGCAAAUUGACUGUUGAACACAUUACCAGCGAUCAAGGCGAACAGGAAUUGAUCAAAAACGAUCCACUGGUCUGGAAAGGCGGCGUCAAAUGCAAAUGGGCUACAGCGACUCAUGAAUGCCUUGUGGAAAUUAACAAGAAACUGACGUCGAUGAAGGUCCCAUUCGCGGUCCUUCACGCGGAGCAAGACAAAUUAUGUAAUGUUCUGGGCUCAAAAGUCCUUUUCGAGAAAGCUCAAGUCAAGGAUAAAUACCUGAAAGUUUUCCCGGUCGGAUGCCAUCACCUCUAUCGUGAAACUCAAAUCAUCCGCCAGGAAGCACUCGAUGACACCGUUUCGUGGAUCUGUCAGCGCGUGCCCAGUCGGACUUGAGAUUUGUUUUAAGUUUUUUUUUUUUUUUAUUUUAAUUUUUUC